Candoia aspera is the source of this 1191-nucleotide messenger RNA. RefSeq names its product cell death inducing DFFA like effector a (gene CIDEA). Lineage: Eukaryota; Metazoa; Chordata; Lepidosauria; Squamata; Candoiidae. The transcript has 5 exons. Gene Ontology annotation, cellular component: lipid droplet. The record is from RefSeq and is a predicted model, not a curated record. The coding region runs from base 90 to 749 and encodes 219 amino acids. Gene Ontology annotation, biological process: apoptotic process; regulation of apoptotic process; lipid storage.
CUGCUGCGUAAAAGACAAGGAGGGCGGAGCGCUCUUGCUCAUAAGGAGUAGCGGAGGCGGUCGUAGGCGAGAGGGGAGAGUAGGUGGCGAUGGCUGUGGAAAGCGCUCGCGAUUACGCGGUGGUUUUGCUGCGAUCUCUAGUAUCAGUGGGAACAUCAGUAGGAUCAGUAACAAGACAAGCCCUGCUUGCUCCUCUUCCAUCUGCAGCUCGGCCUUUCCGUAUUUGUAACCAUGACAGAAGCAGCCGGAAAGGAGUUGUGGCAAGCAGUUUACAGGAGCUUAUCAACAAGACCUUGGAUGCGUUGAUGAUAACUGCUGGAUUAAUAACACUGGUUCUAGAAGAAGAUGGAACAGUGGUGGAUACUGAAGACUUCUUCCAGUCACUAGGGGAUAAUACACAACUCAUGCUUUUGGAUAAGGGACAGAAAUGGAAGCCAGGACCAAAUUAUGGUACUGCAACAAUACAGCAACCAAAGAAAAUGGGAGUAGCAAAUAUUACUUUGGAUUUGUACAAACUGAAUCCUAAGGACUUCAUUGGUUGUCUGAAUGUAAAAGCUACCUUCUAUGAAAUCUAUUCUGUGUCCUAUGACAUCAAGUGUAUGGGAGCAAAAACUGUUCUAAGGAGGAUGCUUCGUUUUCUAUCACAGGUUGCCCAAGUAACAGGGCAACUUCUUCUCCACACCGGAACAUACAUGCUACAAUUAAUGGGUGAUUAUGAAGAUGGUCUGGUUACGGGUGCCAAACACUAAAGUGAACAUAAGAGCCUUUUUAACUGCUUGUUUGUCCACCUAACACUAUAAGCCGGUUUUGGGAAGGAGAGAUUGAGUUACACCUUAAUAUAUUAAGUAUCUCAAGUUUAACUUGGUACACAAAUAUACUUUAAUGUUUAGGCUUUUAUUUAAGGUAAUGAUGUCAUAACUGUAAAUAUGGUCGGAAUCUUUUUAAUGUAACGAAGAGAAAUGUAUUUAAGUUGAGGAAUUCUUGUGCCAUAAACUUCCACUAUGAAGUUCUUCACAUAGCAACACAUGACUCAUACUGACUGAGAACUUUAUUUAAUUCACGUGUGAACAGUCAUAUUGCAAACUCUGAAGUCUCUGACUUUUUUUUUUUUUGCAGAAACUCAGCAUUAACCUCAGCUGUAUUUAAAACUCUCUCGUUGUUGCUAAUCUAUAAAUAAACACAUCUCAGUAU